Boeremia exigua is the source of this 515-nucleotide messenger RNA. Its product is annotated as ubiquinol-cytochrome-c reductase complex subunit-domain-containing protein. Lineage: Eukaryota; Fungi; Ascomycota; Dothideomycetes; Pleosporales; Didymellaceae. Bases 91 to 399 code for a protein of 102 amino acids. The transcript is spliced from 4 exons. The record is from RefSeq and is a predicted model, not a curated record. Gene Ontology annotation, biological process: mitochondrial electron transport, ubiquinol to cytochrome c.
GCCACCCCCUCCUUGGCAUCUCAACCCAGCUUCUCAACUUCUCACGCAACCACCGGUAUCGUCACCACAUCGCAACCCACACCCGCAACGAUGCACGUCUCCGAGCCCGCCCGCCCCGUCCAGGGCAAGUCGAUCGCCGCUAUCAGCCAGCGCAGCCCAUACAAGGCCUACAGGAGUCCCUUUGGUCCCCAGUACACCAUCCAGCGCAACUUCCACGGCAUCACCGCCCGCCACCUGGUCAAGUUCGGUACCCUGGCUGCCGGCUUCGGCGGCGUUGCUGGAUUCUUCGCCUUGUUCUUCUUUGCCGAGGUCCCCAAGGUUCGCGAUGAUAUCAUGAUGAGGACUCCCCUGGGCAGCUUCUUCAAGAAGGAGAUCGCUCCUGAGGACAACCCUUUCUAAAUGCUCUGAUCCACGCAGGACGGGGUGUAUUAUACGAGGCAUGGCUUUAGCGCUGGACUGAGCUGGCUUGCUGUAUAUUAGCGGCUGCAAGUGUGGAAUAGACUUUCUUGUGUUCA